AUGGAUUCAUCAUCAAAAUAUGGGAAAGGUUCAUACGAAUUCAACGACAAAAUUGCUUUGACUGAUGCAUUCAAAAUUAUGACGGAUUUCCGUAGAGAAUCUGUAUUCACCGAUGUUGUGAUUUGCACGGACGACAACAAGCAGUUUACAUGUCAUAAGCUUGUCUUAGCCUCAGCAAGCUCGUAUUUUCGCGCUAUGUUUCUGGCUGACAUGAAAGAAUGUCAGGAAACUCAUAUCACAAUCAGGGAUGUCGAUUCCAUAGCUCUUGAGCAGCUCAUAGAGUUUUGUUACAGAGCAACAGUAACAAUAACACACGACAACGUGCAACAGUUGCUCGUUGCGAGUGGCAUGUUGCAGUUCACCAAGGUGCAAAAAUUAUGCAUGGAAUAUUUGUUGAGUAAUCUUGACGAAGCCAACUGUCUUGGAAUAUGGAAAUUGGCCGAAGUCAUUCCUAGAAAUGAGACAAUUGUAGCAAAAAUCGAGAGCUUCGUUAAAACCAACUUCUUACACAUUGCCCAAUAUGACGAAUUUUUAGAUUUGACCGCAGAGCGACUGUUGAAAUUUCUGAAAUCAGACGAAUUAAGGAUCUUGAAUGAGAAUGACUUGGUAACUGCAAUCAUUCGUUGGGUAAAAUUUGAUCAAAAUAAAAGAAUCUUGUUUUUAGAAGAUCUGAUGAAAUAUGUCCGUUUCUCACAAAUCACUAGACGAUAUUUGAUUGAUAUUUUAGACAACGAACUUAUCGUAGGAAACGAGUUCUGUAGAGAGUUGAUUAUCGAUUCUAUUCGCUACCAUCUCCUUCCUGAAACACGAAAAAGUUUUAGUGAGAAAAUGGACGGACAGAGAGAGAGAAUUAGCCGAUAUUUGUACUUACUUGGCGGUGAAGAUUGUGGAAACAUCCUUAGUAAUGUCGAGUGCUACGACUGCAGCACAGGAGACUGGCACGAGCUUACUCCCAUGAUCAUUCCCAGGAAAUUUGUUGGUACGGCGAUACUUGAUGGUCAGUUGUAUGCUGUAGGUGGGAUUAACAACCAGUAUGGCGACCUCGUGACAGUCGAGGCUUGCAAUAUCUCCACCAAUCAUUGGUCCUCUUUGGCUCCACUGCAAAAUUGCAAAGGUUCAAUUGCAGUUGCUGUUCUUGAUGGCUGGCUUUACGUCGCAGGAGGCACUGAAAAUGGCGAGGUUCUAAAAUCUGUAGAACGCUACGAUUGCUUAUCAAAUAACUGGCUUCCAGUCCCCCAUAUGAGCCUUCCCCGUAGUCAUUUUUGCCUUCAACCUGUCUCUGGAAAAAUUUACGCCAUCGGUGGGUACUGUGGAUCAUGUACAAUACCCCAUGUGGAAUUUUUUGAUCCACUCUCAAACAUGUGGACAGAAGUUGCGUGCAUGAAUAAACCACGUAUGCAUCACGCUUCCACACAUCAUGGUAAAAACAUCUAUGUUGUUGGCGGUGCUAACAAGUAUGCUGUUUUGAAUUCAGUGGAACUUCUCGAUGUUGAAAGCAACACUUGGAGUUUGAUCCGCAAUUGUUUCAACCCUAGAAGUGGUCUACGUGCGGAGAUAAUGAAGACAGAACGGGAUAACGAUUGUUUUCUAUGGAUAAUAGGAGGUCACGACCAUAAAAAUAGGAAUUUCAGUACAAUAUUGAAGUUACGUGUACCUGAUCUUAGUUAUGAAAGCGAGAUAUCGAUGCCUAGAACCUGUGUUUUUGCAGGACAAACAAACAUAUGAACAUGCAGGUUUAAGUUGGAACAAUUGACUUGAUAACUUGUAUUCUCAACAACAAUAAACAUUGUUUGAUCAAAAGAUAAAAUUCAAUAUUCUCGAUA
Messenger RNA from Xenia sp. Carnegie-2017, 1823 nucleotides. RefSeq names its product kelch-like protein diablo. The coding region runs from base 1 to 1725 and encodes 574 amino acids. The transcript is spliced from 3 exons. The record is from RefSeq and is a predicted model, not a curated record. Gene Ontology annotation, molecular function: protein binding. Lineage: Eukaryota; Metazoa; Cnidaria; Anthozoa; Malacalcyonacea; Xeniidae.